UGCUGUGCAGAGAAUCAGACCGCUUGCUCGCUAGAAGGAAGUGCUUCUGAAGUGGCACUGGUUUUAUUAUGAUGCACAUGAGCAUUCAUCUCUUCGGAUAAAAUUACGUAAUUCCCGACAUCAGAACAGAGGGAUUUAGCCCGGGUGUAUUCAUCUCCCCGGUACAUCUGGAGCUGUAGAGGCUGUUUUAACCGGAGCAGCGUGGGUUAAGGUGGGCCUUGCCCGGAUAUCUGUCUGACAAGCGAACCAAAACCGAUCCGGUACCCGCCUCAAGAUAACCAGCAUAGUUAGUCCUCCAGAGACUACACUCGGAGACCGUUUGGACUAUAACACACACUAGCCAGAUGGCAGAUAACCUAAGCGAAGCCCUGAAAACGCUGAAGCUCUCAUCGGCAGACAGCGCUUCAGACAGCGUCGAGGGCUGCUUGGACUGCCUGCUCAAAGCUUUGGCCCACAAUAAUGUUGAGACUAGUGAAAAGGUCCAGGAGAUGGGUGUUCUUGCCAUGAUGCCCGCUCUUCUGUCUGUGCAGAACUCAUGUACACCAAAAGUAGCCAACAUCAUUGCAGAGGUGGCCAAAAAUGAGUUCAUGAGAAGCCGGUGUGUGGAAGCAGGGCUCAUUCCUCCACUGGUUCAGCUGCUAAACUGUAAGGACCAGGAAAUUCUGCUCCAGACGGGACGGGCCCUCGGCAACAUCUGCUACGACAGCCAUGAGGGCAGAAGUGCAGUUGACGCAGCGGGUGGUGCUCAGAUAGUUGCCGAGCACAUUAAGUCUCUGGCCCAAAGCACUGACCCGGCCACCGGGAAGCUCUUGACUGUCUUUUGUGGCAUGCUGAUGAACUAUAGCAAUGAUAAUGACUCGCUGCAGGCCCAGUUGAUCAGCAUGGGUGUGAUCCCAACACUGGUCAGACUGCUGGGUGUUCAUUCUCAAAACACCGCGCUCACAGAGAUGUGUCUCAUUGCCUUUGGCAACUUGGCAGAGCUUGAGUCCAGUAAGGAGCAGUUCGCCUCUACAAAUAUUGCCGAGGAGCUGGUCCGGCUCUUCCGUAAGCAGGUGGAACAUGAGAAGAAGGAGAUGAUCUUUGAGGUGUUGGCACCACUUGCUGAGAAUGAUGUGAUCAAGCUUCAGUUGGUGGAUGCUGGUUUGGUGGAGUGUCUUCUGGAGGUGGUGGCUCAGACGGUGGACAGCGACAGGGAGGAGGACGUGGCUCAGCUCAAGACGUCCUCGGACCUCAUGGUCCUUCUGCUGUUGGGAGAUGAGUCGAUGCAGAAGCUGUUUGAGGGUGGUAAGGGCAGCGUGUUUCAGAGGGUUCUCUCAUGGGUGCCCUCCAACAACCACCAGCUCCAGCUAGCGGGAGCGCUAGCCAUCGCUAACUUUGCCCGUAAUGAUGGAAACUGCAUCCACAUGGUAGACACUGGUAUUGUACAGAAGCUUCUUGAGCUGUUAGACAGACAUGUUGAAGAGGGGAACGUCACGGUGCAGCACGCCGCCCUCAGCGCUCUGAGGAACCUGGCCAUUCCGGUGGUCAACAAGUCUAAGAUGCUCUUGGCUGGUGUGUCGGAUGUAGUGCUGAAGUUCCUUAAAUCCGAGAUGCCACCAGUCCAGUUCAAGCUCCUGGGAACAUUACGGAUGCUCAUCGACACACAGGCUGAUGCAGCAGAGCAACUGGGGACAAACCCAAAGCUGGUGAAGCGUUUGGUGGAGUGGUGUGAAGCGAAAGACCACGCCGGAGUGAUGGGAGAGUCCAACCGCCUGCUGUCCGCUCUCAUACGACACAGCAAGUCAAAGGAUGUGGUCCGAACAGUCAUACAAGGUGAAGGUGUUAAGCACUUGAUAACCAUGGCGACGAGUGAACACAUGAUCAUGCAGAAUGAAGCGCUGGUGGCCUUGGGUCUCAUAGCAGCACUAGAUCUGGACUGUGCAGAGAAGGACUUUGUCGACUCCAAUUUGGUGCAGGUUCUACACAAACUACUGACAGAGGAGCACAGUGCACCAGAGAUCAAAUACAACUCCAUGAUUAUCAUCUGCUCCAUCAUGGGAUCGGAGCCGCUUCACAAAGAAGUGCAGAGCUUGGCCUUUAUCGACGUGGUCUCCAAUCUCCGCUCACACGAGAACAAGACGGUGGCCCACCAGGCCUCUCUCACAGAGCAAAGGUUAACAGCACAGAGCUAAAAGACUCUUACACACCAUCUCCUCCCUGCCUGCUUCCCCUCACACACAUAUCUCUCGUUGUCAUGUGCCAAGAUGUUGCCCCUCUGCAUUCCCUGCUACAGACUCUGAAAGCCCUCUGUUUGCUCCAAGCAUGCAGAGACGCGUUACCCAAAGGCGGCCAUACUUUAUAGACAGCCUUCUGCAAUAGAUUCAUACCCGAACUGCAAAAUAUUUUUAAAAGACCAUAGCUGUGAUAAAAAAAAAAAAAACCAUUAAAGGUUUAGUCAAAACAA
Molecule: messenger RNA, 2443 nt
Organism: Rhinichthys klamathensis goyatoka
Lineage: Eukaryota; Metazoa; Chordata; Actinopteri; Cypriniformes; Leuciscidae
Gene: rap1gds1
Product: RAP1, GTP-GDP dissociation stimulator 1
Exons: 15
Coding region: 345-2171 (608 amino acids)
Biological process (GO): positive regulation of GTPase activity
Cellular component (GO): cytosol
Molecular function (GO): protein binding; guanyl-nucleotide exchange factor activity
Source: RefSeq, a predicted model, not a curated record